This is a messenger RNA of Aspergillus costaricaensis CBS 115574, 796 nucleotides long. RefSeq lists its product as uncharacterized. Bases 218 to 712 code for a protein of 164 amino acids. Lineage: Eukaryota; Fungi; Ascomycota; Eurotiomycetes; Eurotiales; Aspergillaceae. The record is from RefSeq and is a predicted model, not a curated record. The transcript has a single exon.
CCUCCUUCAUCUUCUACUUUCAGGUUAUACUACUUGUUUGUUUAAGAUGUACGUCGACUUAUAACCCGUCGUUGCAACUCGCAACCCGUUGUUUCUUUGAUAUUCUGUUCAUCAGCAAGCGAGCGUUUUCUCGAUCUUCUUUCUACACAUUUGAAGUUUUCAAAAUCUCUCUCGACAUCGUGUCAUCCUGAAAAAAGCCUACUCAAUUCUCAUUACCAUGGCUCCCAACCUCUUUCUCUGCUUGCGGAACGUGUUCUGCCCGACCUACUGGUUCCAGCGUGGAGAACGCAUCCAAGGUUCUAUCCACAAAGAGGAACAUUGGGAUAGUCCCGUUCCUGGCAUCUACAAGUACAUCCCGGGUCGAGGAUGGCAUCUUGUCUACAAAGACGGCAAUGACAGCGACGAGAAAGUGCCUGUCCCGCUUGUCUAUUGCCGGAUCCUUCACCGGUACAUCUUUGAACACGAAAUGGAGGAGCGCUGCCGCUGGCACACCGUGGAAAUCCACGAAGGCGCCAAGCCAGAAAAAUUCAUGUUCUUCCUCCUUGAUGAUGGAUACACCUGGGUGGCCGGAUGGGAUGCCAAGGGCAAAUUCAUUCCCGGUCCUUACCAGAAAUGGCACUACGAUGCAGAGUCGAGGACCCUGCGCCGGGUGCUGUUCCCCGAAAGCUCGAAUGUGUCACGGGCUAGCAUUUUGCCGAACAAGAUGACUUAGCCCUUCUCGAGUGGGAACAAACCGAAAACUUCUUUUGCUGUCAACACAUUUGCUUAACCAUUGCGAUGCUAUCUGCAGCUGGAU